This is a messenger RNA of Penicillium daleae, 665 nucleotides long. RefSeq names its product Ran family GTP-binding nuclear protein. Gene Ontology annotation, biological process: protein import into nucleus; ribosomal subunit export from nucleus. The transcript is spliced from 5 exons. Bases 18 to 665 code for a protein of 215 amino acids. Gene Ontology annotation, molecular function: GTPase activity; GTP binding. The record is from RefSeq and is a predicted model, not a curated record. Gene Ontology annotation, cellular component: nucleus; cytoplasm. NCBI's taxonomy places the organism in Eukaryota, Fungi, Ascomycota, Eurotiomycetes, Eurotiales, Aspergillaceae.
AAAAGAAAUAAUCCAUCAUGGCUGCGCAGGCCCCACCUACCUUCAAGCUCGUCCUGGUCGGUGACGGUGGUACUGGCAAGACCACCUUCGUCAAGCGCCACCUGACUGGCGAGUUCGAGAAGAAGUACAUUGCCACUCUCGGUGUCGAGGUUCACCCUCUGACCUUCACUACCAACCUCGGAACCAUUCAGUUCGAUGUCUGGGAUACCGCCGGUCAGGAGAAAUUCGGUGGUCUCCGUGAUGGUUACUACAUCAACGGUCAGGCCGGUAUCAUCAUGUUCGAUGUCACCUCCCGUAUCACCUACAAGAACGUUCCCAACUGGCACCGUGACCUCGUCCGUGUCUGUGAGAACAUCCCCAUCGUUCUCUGCGGUAACAAGGUCGAUGUGAAGGAGCGCAAGGUCAAGGCCAAGACCAUCACCUUCCACCGCAAGAAGAACCUCCAGUACUACGAUAUCUCCGCCAAGUCCAACUACAACUUCGAGAAGCCCUUCCUGUGGCUCGCCCGGAAACUGGUUGGCAACCCCCAGCUGGAGUUCGUCGCUGCUCCCGCUCUUGCUCCCCCCGAGGUCACCGUCGACCACGAGCAGCUCGCGAAGUACCAGCAGGAGAUGAUCGAUGCUGCUGCCCAACCCCUCCCCGAUGAGGACGAUGCCGACCUGUAA